AUGGCGGCGUUGAGCAGGGCAGCCAUGGUGCUGACCAUGAUGGGCCUCGCUGCCACUUCAGCCCUUUCACAGCCGUCGCUGAUCUCCAUGACCACCGACGUGCCCCUUCCCGACGGCCUGUCCUACGACUUCCACGCCCUGUCCUGCAACAACCUGCAGAACAUGGUGCGCGAAGCCGUGCAGGGAGCGAUGGCAAGGGAUGCCGGCGUCGUCCCCGGCCUCCUCCGCCUCUUCUUCCAUGACUGCUUCCCUCAGGGUUGCGACGCAUCGAUCCUCCUGACGGGAGGCAACAGUGAGCAGAACAUGCCCCAGAACGGUGGGCUUCGGAGGAGUAUGCUCGACCUCAUCGAGAGCAUCCGUGCAACCGUGCACCGCGCCUGUGGGCCUACCGUGUCCUGCGCGGACAUCACCAGCCUCGCAACCAAGGAGGCCGUCAUGCAGUCCAGGCUGCCGGGCUAUGAUGUGCCGCUUGGCCGGCGGGACAGCCUCGCGCCCGCUACGGCCCAGCAAGUCGGGAUCCUGCCCGGACCCGACUUCAACGUCCAGCAGCUCGUGAGAAACUUCGCCGACCGCGGGUUUGACAAGAUGGACCUUGUCGCGCUCUCUGGUGCGCACACCGUCGGCAAGGCGAGCUGCGGCAGUUUCAGGAACCGCGCUGGGGAGAACGCUGACUUCGUCCGCAUGCUCCAACAAGUCUGCGCCAGAAACCCUGGCCACUUGCAGGACCUCGACGUGACCACCCCUAACACGUUCGACAAUAGGUACUUCAACAAUCUCCAGAUGGGGAGGGGAGUGCUCAACUCCGACAUGGCGCUCACCCACGACGGCGAGACCAAGAACUGGGUCAACAACUUCGCCGGGAACCAGGGUUGGUUCUUUAGCCAGUUCAGCACCUCCAUGAGGAAGCUCGCGCAUUUGCCAGGCGGAAACAUCGGCGAGAUCCGCAACAAUUGCUUCAGGCGCAAUGGGAAUGGAGAGUCUGUCUUCCUCGCCGCUGAGGUUUUUGCGGCCUUUGCUUGA
Triticum turgidum subsp. durum (durum wheat) is the source of this 1020-nucleotide messenger RNA. The record is from the annotation of a GenBank genome assembly. Lineage: Eukaryota; Viridiplantae; Streptophyta; Magnoliopsida; Poales; Poaceae.